Owenia fusiformis is the source of this 3032-nucleotide messenger RNA. NCBI's taxonomy places the organism in Eukaryota, Metazoa, Annelida, Polychaeta, Sabellida, Oweniidae. The record is from the annotation of a GenBank genome assembly.
GAAAAAAUAAAAUGAAGCGAAGGCUGGCUCUCUGACGUAAAAGGUUGAUAUCUACAUAACAAUGAAACACUGAAAAAGCCAAACAGAAGUAUGUUAAAGUGGGCAUUUAUGACUCAUGGGGAAGUAUGUGCCAGUCAUCCAUGGGAGGUCAUCAUGGGCAUGGUUACCUUGGCAACUGUUGGGAUGUCAUUCGGUCUCAUCCCAGGAGAUAAUGAUCAUGAUGAUCGACUUUGUGGCCUGAAUUUUGUGUGCUCACAAGGCAAGUACACCCCUGAGACUGACUUAAUAAUCCUCCCUACAAUAACACGAUGCGUUGCGGUCAUCUAUUUCUAUCUACAGUUCAGGAACCUCAAGAAAACAGGCUCAAAAUAUCUUCUUGGAAUCAUAGGAGUUUUCACAAUUUUAUCAAGCUUUGUGUUUAGUUUUGCUGUUGUAAAAAUCAUGGGCAAAGAUGUCAAUGGCCUCAACGAAGCCCUGCCAUUCUUCCUUUUACUGGUAGAUGUUUCACGUGCCUGCUCUCUCGCAAGAUACGCACUAAGGUCUCGCACCCAGGAGGAAGUUCGCAAAAAUAUUGGCUAUGGGAUGGCCGACAUUGGACCAAUCAUAACCCUUGACUCAUGUGUUGAGUUUCUAGUGAUUGGUGUUGGAACAAUAUCAGGAGUACCCAUCCUACAGACAAUGUCCUGCUUUGGUUGUCUCUCGGUUAUUGUCAACUAUAUAGCAUUCAUGACCUUCUAUCCAGCCUGCUUGGCAUUGGUUUUAGAGAUUCUGAGAGAGGUAAAUGAUGGUCAACCAAUCUGGCAGAUAGGACAGGUCUCUGCACUGAAAGAUGAUGGAGAAAAACCAGACCCUGUAACACAAAGGAUAAAAAUGAUCAUGUCUGCUGGUCUGGUGCUAGUGUAUGCCAGGAGUUGGUCUGAGGUGACGUCUACCAAGAACUACACCAUGAAAAAUGACACGGCAAAACCAAUCUUUGAACAGGAGACAGAGUGGCACUUUUACCUCCUUGGGUUCGCCAAACUGGACCGCUACUAUAUGAUUACUGCUAUAUUAGGUAUUGUGCUCCUUCUGAAAUAUUUACUCUGGGAUCGAGAUUUUCAUGAGAUAGAUAACACCACAGAGCUUGUAGCAAAAGAUGUAAUAAUUAAAGAUGAACCAACAUUUAAACCCACAAAAGUAAAUCAAGAGUUACGUUGUUCAAAUAAUUCUAAUGGAUUCAGCAUUAUUGUCGGAGAUUCUGAUGAAGACAGCAGCGAAGAAAUUGAUACGCAUAACUCAGACUGUCAGGAUACAAAAUCUUCAAAUAAUAUGGAUACAUUGUGUGACAAUGGGAGUGAUACUUUAAGUGCAAAUUGUGUGACACAUUCACUGAGCACAACCAGCUCUAUUGCUACUUCUGGAAAUCAAAUUGCUGUUCCAACUGAUGAACAUCCUCCCUCCAACUGUAAAGUUGGCGGUCCCGCGGUGUCUCAUACAAUGAGGACUGUUGAAGAAUGCAAGCUAAUUCUGAGCGAACCUGAUGGUCCAUCAAAGUUAACAGAUGAGGAGGUCUUAUCUUUAGUUAAUAUCAAACACAUCCCAGCAUAUAAACUUGAGUCCAGCCUUGGGGACCCAAAAAGAGGAGUGGCCAUAAGACGCAAGUUGAUCCAGGCAAAGUUAAUCAGUGCCAACCCCUUCAAAAGUCUUCCUUAUAGUGGAUAUCAACACUAUGAUCUCGUGAGUGGUGCCUGCUGCGAGAAUGUAGUAGGUUACAUGCCAGUCCCCGUAGGUGUGGCCGGGCCAUUGUUGCUGGACGACAAGCAGUACCAAGUUCCCCUAGCAACCACAGAGGGUGCACUUGUAGCUAGUACAAAUAGAGGAUGCAGGGCUCUUGCUCUGAGUGGGGGUGUUACUAGCAGUUUGCUGGGAAAUGGCAUGACAAGAGCACCUGUUAUACGCUUCCUAUCUGCCAAGAUGGCCAGUGAGGCUAAAUCAUGGUUAGAAAAAACAGAAAACUUCCAAAGACUUCAAGAAAGUUUCAACUCAACAAGUAACUUUGCGACAUUGCAGCGGUUACAAGUAACUCAAGCGGGACGAUUACUAUUUGUGAGAAUCAUAGCUUUGACAGGAGAUGCUAUGGGAAUGAAUAUGAUCUCUAAGGGGGCAGAGAAAGCUUUGAAUGUGCUACAUGAUUAUUUCCCUGAUAUGGAAGUCCUGGGCCUUAGUGGUAACUACUGUACAGAUAAGAAGCCUGCUGCAAUUAAUUGGAUUGAGGGGCGAGGGAAAUCCAUUGUCUGUGAGGCCACAAUACCAGCUGAAGUUGUAACAAAUGUCCUUAAAACGUCCACUGAUAAACUUGUAGAGUUGAAUAUUAGCAAAAAUCUGAUUGGUUCUGCCAUGGCUGGAAGUAUGGGUGGAUUCAAUGCUCAUGCAGCUAAUGUUGUCACUGCUAUGUUCAUAGCAACAGGACAGGAUCCAGCUCAGAAUAUCGCCAGUUCUAAUUGUAUCACUCUGUUGGAACGUACUGGUGAGAACAACGAGGAUUUGUAUAUUAGUUGUACAAUGCCAUCUAUUGAGGUGGGAACUAUAGGGGGCGGCACUGUUCUCCCUCCACAGGCUUCAUGUCUUGAGUUACUUGGAGUACAAGGUCCCAACAAGACUUCUCCGGGUGAGAAUGCAACACAACUUGCAAGAAUAGUGUGUGCCACAGUACUAGCAGGAGAACUUUCCCUAAUGGCAGCCCUUGCUGCAGGCCAUCUUGUAAAAAGCCAUUUGAGACACAAUAGGUCCCAACAGAACAUCACCAUAAGUGCAAACUCAAGCAGCAGUUCAAUUAGUGAAGGUACUGAGAACUCCAACAAUAGCAAAAGAGAAUUCAAACAAAGACAUAAAAGAUCAAGGAGCACAAGCUCAUCUGAUCCCGAUCAUUGUACACCAAGCUAACAUAGGUACAAUCUAGGAGUAUUCAAAUUAUCGAAAAAUUGAAAAUGAAUUGUACUAUACAUAGGAGAAUAACAGCAGAACUAAAAUGUCUUUAAAAUGAGAUAUGACAC